CUUAAAAUGCGAUCAUCCGUGAUUACUAAUGUGAUUGUACUGUUCGGAUUGCAUUUCUUGUAUUGGUGUUGCAACACAGUAGAUGCUAGCGGCGGGGCCCUUGAUGCGAGUUCGAACUUUCAGUCUGGCUCCACUGGAAGUUCACAUUCCAAAGUCACAGCAUUCUCCGCCACACUCACAGAUGGACUAGCACAAGCUGUGGCUCACGAAGCUGGUUCUGAUACUUGUAACGAUGACCUAGCUUGUCUUACAACAAUGGCUUCUCAUGAUCGACUAGGUUUGGAAGCUAUCAAGUCACUCCAUAGUCAACUAGAUGAUGAUGCCAAUGGAAAUGUGGACCUAUCGGAGUCAGAUGAUUUUUUAAGAGAAGAAUUACAAUAUGAAGCUGGAUAUGAAAGAAGACAAAGGGCUUUUCAUCAUAAUGAUGAUAUGCAUAUUAGUGUUCGAGAACUUUGGGAAGCCUGGUUAAGAUCAGAGGUUCAUAAUUGGACUAUAGAACAAACAUCAGAAUGGUUAUCUUCUAACGUAGAUCUUCCACAAUAUGUUCCUACUUUUAUACAACACCGUGUAACUGGUGCUACACUUCCAAGGUUAGCUGUGAACAAUAUGCAUUAUUUGACUAAUGUAUUAGGUAUCAAAGAUCCCAUUCAUAAACAAAAAAUUGCCUUAAAAGCUAUGGAUGUAGUUCUCUUUGGACCGCCAAAGGAUACUGGACAUAGUGUGAAAGAUUUGAUAUUAAUAACAUUAUUAUUUGGCGCGCUUAUUGGUUGCUGGUAUGCAUAUCAGCAGAAGAAAAAUUCACAGAAACAUCUUCACAGAAUGAUGAAAGAUAUGGAGAGUUUACAUAAAGCAGAAUUAGCAUUGGAAGACUUGCAAAAAGAAUUAGAAAGAGCACGAAUGGAACAAGAAAGUGUAACUACCGAAAAACAGAAUUUAGAAAAACGUUUACAAGAUGAAAGUGUAGGAUUACAUGCUUCUUAUUCAGAUCUUGAAGUAUCUCAAUUAAAAGCAGAAAUUGAAAUGUUAAAAGUUGAAUUGCAACGUGCAGAGGGUGAACUUGAAGAUAGAUGCUGGUCUCCUCCUCCUGGAUUGCAACAUUGGCUACAAUUAACUCAUGAAAUUGAAAAUAAGGCAUAUACGAAGAAAAAAAUAAGUGCAGAAAAACAAUUGCAACAAGCGCGAGAAGCAUGUGAAAAACUACGAAAAAAACGAUCAAGUUUAGUAGGAGCAUUUGUUUCAACCCAUGGAAAAUCGAUCGAUGAAGUUGACAAAAGUAUAGUGGAUGCAAGAACUGCAUUAAACGAAGUCACCGCAGAAUUACAAGAAAGAGUACAUCGUUGGAAACAAAUUGAGCUCUUAUGUGGCUUUAAUAUAAUCAAUAAUAAUGGUCUAAGCUAUUUAGAAACUGUUUUAUAUAGGGGGACACCUAAUGGGCGAGGUCUUGGAUUCAGAGGUCGACACAGUAGUCAAGAUGAUUUAGACGACGAAGCAAGCUCAGUGUAUUCACCUUCAUCAUGUGGUGCCGCAGGUACUAUGGACAACUUGACGUGGAAAGAAUCAUCAGUUCCACCAGACUCGUCGAGCAGCGAGACAGGAAAGGAGACACCGCCGGAGAGCAACGUGGUACACUUCACGGUUGGCGAUGGGCCGGAUGAGCCUGUCAGAUCGUCUAACAAAGAGAAAUGCGGCAUUGUCCGUUCUUACAGCCAGGACACGAACAUGCUCCUUCCUGUCGAAGACAAAACUACCUCAUCAUUCCUCUCCAAGACGUCUUACUCGGAAAAUUCGUUGGACUCGUCUAACCAGGAUCGAGGAGGGCAGCAAAGAGUUGUUCCGAAUCCAUGCACGGUCCCGGCCUCGAGCGUAACGAGCAUCAAUUCCGCGAGCGGCCAAUCAUGUUCGAAUAACAGGAAGGGGGCAUCGAAGGAGGGACAACCAACAUCGACGGUUGACGACGUCGAAACGUUAUCGACUGAUUCGAAUUCCACCAUGGACAACGACGAUCUGAAAAAACGAUCCCGCAAGAUCCUGUUUGCGUUCAAGAGGAACAAGCCAAAGGUUACGUGGUGAAGAAGAGAACCUCUCGAACCUAGUCAACGCGACAUAAUACGAUAUACGUGGUAUACUAAUCCGUAUCUGUGCAACAUUUCUUACUUAACACUGAUUACACUACGCGAUCCGAUUAGUUAUUGUUAUUAUUGGCUAUUAUCGAGCCGCGACGUGCACUUAAAAGGGGGAAAAAACAAAACAAAAAUAUACACAUACACAUACACACACAAAAGAAAAAUGAAAAAGAAAAAAAAAAUAGAAAACGAAGUUUUGUCUCCAAGAAUCGGUCGGUAAUUGAUUAGCGAUCACGCCCUGCCGAUACGUGUAAAUAAUAUGUAUACUAUGCAUCUAUCAUGUAUACACAUAUGUAUACACAUGGGAUUAGAGAAACAGAGGUAUAGCCGUGUAGAACAUCGUUGGAGGAAUUCAUCGUUAAGGACACUUUGGUCUGGAUUAUUGAUGUUGAGCCAUGGUUCGAGCCAUGAUGUUUAUAUCGAGAGAUUUAUUCAAAAUUUCAUAUCAAUAUAUUGAGAGAUUAUACACGAAAAAUAAAUAUUUAUUUUUAAACUGCGAUAUUUCAUAUGAAUUCGUGCAAUUGAAUUUAGUAGUAGUUUAGAAACUUUAAGAAAUUUCGUUUAAUUGGUCUAAUAAAUAACACUGUUGGCGUGUAUAAUUAAUGUUAAGGCUCUUUAUGCAGAAUAUUGUAAACAUUGAUCUAUGUUAAAAAGUGUGUUGAAGAAGAAACUUCAUUAUAAAAAAAAAAAAAGAAAAAAGAGAAUUGUACAGUGUGAAAAGCAUAAUGGAAUCGAUAUAUAUCAAUGAUUAAUUAUAGUAGUGUCGAAGAUUUUAUUAAUUAACGAAUAUAAAGAAAAUCAAACAUAAUGGGUAAUUUAAUGGAGAGAAAAAACGAUGUUCUACCGUGCUAUUGUUGAGUAGGAUGUUUAUAGUGUCCCGGUGUGUCUUCUGUUUUGCCAAAUAUUCGUUUUGUUCGCAAACGAGGCACCACCAAGCGACAUUCUUAUCUUAGUUAGAUUUUUUAAAUUCGCGAUGCCGAAUUCUUUAACCACGACAAUAUUCUAAUUCAGGGAUGGGCGAUCUUUAACACUGCGCUUCCGUUUUCGCGUAACGAUAGCUUUUUUUUUUUUUAAUUUUUCAAUUGUACUUUCAAUUGACUUUAUCCCGUGACAUAUUUCUUUUUUUUACUUAUUCAUUUUAUUUCAUAUAUUUAAUCAAUGCAGUCAAGUUUCAGCUUUUAAUUAGUUUCCACAAGGAUAAAAGAAUCUCAAUUCUAAGCUUAUUGCUUAUUAACUAAAUUUUGUAACAUUUGUUACGGAAA
Messenger RNA from Apis laboriosa (Himalayan honeybee), 3385 nucleotides. RefSeq names its product stromal interaction molecule homolog (gene Stim). Gene Ontology annotation, cellular component: endoplasmic reticulum; plasma membrane. The record is from RefSeq and is a predicted model, not a curated record. The transcript has 11 exons. Lineage: Eukaryota; Metazoa; Arthropoda; Insecta; Hymenoptera; Apidae. Gene Ontology annotation, molecular function: calcium channel regulator activity; calcium ion binding; protein binding. Bases 7 to 2070 code for a protein of 687 amino acids. Gene Ontology annotation, biological process: intracellular calcium ion homeostasis; store-operated calcium entry; activation of store-operated calcium channel activity.